AUGAGUCCUAUACCAGCAUUUUUCAAGCUCGACCAGAUUCGGACGUAUAAGCCCCAGCAGAUAAUGGGAAGCCUUUUCACCUUGAGCUGCUUAUACCUACGUUGCGAGGCCGGUCUCGGACCAACUUGUCAUGCGAGCACUUGCAUCUCGGAGAAGCUCAUAAACCACGGACUUACGAGAAACGCAGGGCUUACCUUCCGAAGUCCAUCAAUGCUGACAUGGACGCCACAGCGGAACAGCGGAAGUAGUGGCAUGACUUGCAGCCCUCAAGGUUUCAAGAGUUUAGAAACACUGUGUAUUUUGAAUGACUUCAAUUGUGUCACAAUGGACCUUUCAAGGAACAAAGUCGCAGUGAUCGGACUCGGUGCCUUUGGUAUCGUGGCUCUGAAGAAUCUUGCCGAAGAGGGUUUCGAAGUGACCGGAUUUGAGCGCAACCCCUAUGUUGGUGGUCUUUGGAAGUUUACUCGAGAGGACAAGACUUCUGUGUUGCCCACAACUGUCGUUAAUAUUUCAAAAGAAAGAGGGUGUUUCACAGACUUCCCGUUUCCUGAUGCGACGACCAGUCAACCUUCGGCCGAAGAGGUGGCGCAGUAUCUGGAGGACUAUGUCGAUCACUUCAAGUUGCGAUCAAUGAUGCGUCUCAACACAAUUGUCACUCAUGUAUCGCAUGAUGAUACUCUCAAAAAAUGGAUUAUUGAAAUUUCUGAUUCGCCCAAAGAAAUGUUCGACAGAGUCAUCAUCGCGACAGGAAUGAACCAAACACCGAACUAUCCGAAUGUCAAAGGGAUUGAGCAGUUCAAGGGCGAAACGCUCCACUCCAAAUCUUACAAAAGCCCAGAGAACUUCGCAGGGAAGAAAGUGUUGGUCUUCGGCUUGGGAAACACCGGCGCUGACACUGCAACAUCACUUGUGGGCCAUGCAAGCGAGAUCUAUGUUUCUCAUCGAGAAGGCGCUCUCAUCCUUCCUCGAACCAACAAAGGCCGUCCGAUCGACCACACACUUAAUAUUCGCUUGAUCACUUUCCAAAGGCUCCUCGAGCGGUUCUUCCCUAAUCUAUCUGAACGCCUUUUCAAUGGAUUUGUUAAAAAGCUGCAGGAUUCUGCAUUCAAUAUCCGUCCUGAGUGGAAUCUCUCACCAGCACCUUCGAUCAAAACUAGCACCCCAGUCGUCUCAGACGAGAUCGUCCCAGCGCUUGAGAGUGGCAAAGUCCACUCUGUCCUAGGUGUCAGCUGCGUAACCGGGCCGAAUGAAGUUGAGUUGAUUGAUGGAAGGACUUUGAAUGUAGAUGCUAUCAUCUACUGCACUGGAUACAAACCCAACUUUAGUCUGUUGGAUCACGAAGCUGAUCCAACGGCUGUUACCACCCCGAAGUGGACUGCGUCCCAGGGGUCUAGGGGCAAACCGCUGCCUCGUCUAUAUCAGAAUGUUCUGUCUCUCAAGUACCCGGACUCACUCGCAUUCAUGGGGUGCGUGGCAUUUGCAACGGGGGCAUUCGUUCUAUAUGACCUGGCAUCCAUGGCUGUCGUGCAAAUCUGGAAGGGGAAUUCGGAUCUUCCACCUCAGCACGAGAUGGAGCGGGCGGUUGACGAGCACCAUGAUUGGCUGUGUAACCUUGCAAAGAAAAGUAAUGUUCACCCACAGCUUGUCAAUGGCCAUUCUUGGUCAGCAUGGGCGGACAAGAUGGCUGGAACUGGGGUUGACGAAUAUUUGGGGUGGGGUUGGAAGGGAUGGCGUUACUGGCUCAAGGAUCGAUCUUUCUGCAACCUUCUCAUGGGUGGUAUCUACAGUCCACAUAUCUACCGCUACUUCAAGGGCAAGCGAAGUCGGUGGGAUCGAGCGAGGGAAGAGAUUGAGAAGUCUGGCCUAUCAAGAAGCUGCUUCAGCACGAGGUGCAGUAACUCUUGGUGCAAGUCGGGUCACAGCCAGGACACGCAGAGCGACCGCUUCGCCACUCCAGUAUGCGGCAGUGGCAGUACCGAAUGCAACUGCUUUAUGGGUUCCAUGGAAGGUUUAUCACCUCUAAUGCCGAUAUGUUUGGUAGACUAA
Colletotrichum lupini is the source of this 2046-nucleotide messenger RNA. RefSeq lists its product as uncharacterized. Gene Ontology annotation, molecular function: NADP binding; flavin adenine dinucleotide binding; N,N-dimethylaniline monooxygenase activity. The record is from RefSeq and is a predicted model, not a curated record. The coding region runs from base 1 to 2046 and encodes 681 amino acids. NCBI's taxonomy places the organism in Eukaryota, Fungi, Ascomycota, Sordariomycetes, Glomerellales, Glomerellaceae. The transcript has 11 exons.